Lytechinus pictus (painted urchin) is the source of this 2465-nucleotide messenger RNA. Its product is annotated as UDP-glucuronosyltransferase 2B15-like. Gene Ontology annotation, molecular function: UDP-glycosyltransferase activity. The record is from RefSeq and is a predicted model, not a curated record. Lineage: Eukaryota; Metazoa; Echinodermata; Echinoidea; Temnopleuroida; Toxopneustidae. Bases 221 to 1819 code for a protein of 532 amino acids. The transcript has 4 exons.
AAUUAACCAAUGCAUAGGCCUACACUUCUGCUUCUGUUUGAUUUGUUGGACACCUCUUUCGUGUCUGAUGAAAACGUCUUUGACGCUGUCAUAUUUUUGUAGAUCUACAGAAAAGGAGUCCUGCCAUGCCUGCUGGUCGUGUUGAGGUUUUAGGCUCCGGUUUCUUGAUAAUUGUAUUUUGAUACUUUACUUUUGAAAUACCUAACUUGUUAUUUUAGCAAUGAAGGUUUUCAGUUUAAUUUUUGUCGGUUUCUUUGUCAUCGUUUUCGUUGACGUUGUCCAACCAGCAAACGUUCUUCUCAGUGCCGAGUACGGUGCUGGUUCUCACUUUUUACUAUUCGCCAAGAUGGGGGAAGAGCUGGUUAACAGAGGACACAACGUUACUUUCCUGAUUGGCCAAGCUUAUGCAUAUCGCAUCCACCAAGCUCAGUACAAAGAUCUCUUUAACUUCGUAAUUAUUGAUCACGCACGACCUCACUCUGAAGUCUUUGGAGCCUUUAAGAAAUUUGGCGGGCUCUACUCUCACUCGUCCAUUGCACAAGUCUUCAGUUACGAAGAUGCGAUCCGUGAUGUUUAUCUGGAUGAUUGUCGGAAGGUGCUCGCCGAUGACGCAUUGACGUCUACAUUGGCACAUUCAAAUUAUGACAUUGUCGUAUUCGAUGUGAUUUGGAUGUGCGGGGCUCUGAUUGCACAAAAACUAACUAUUCCUUCGGUGGCAGUCGUGGCCGGCCUCGCAAUGCAGACGGCAUACCCGUAUGCAGGAAUUCCGAUAAAUCCCGCAUACAUGCCGAUAGUAUCUACUGGAUUCUCCAAUCAUAUGAACUUCUUCGAACGCCUGGUCAAUCUUUUUAUGGUUUGGAUGGUGCACUAUGGACAAGGCACUCCAUAUUAUACCGGCAAACACUUUAGCCCGAUCAAGGACGAGUUCAACAUCAGGCCCGAUUUGAGUAUGGAUGAACUCCUCAGUGAGGUUGAUAUGUGGUUUGUCGCAAAUGAUUUCGCCUUGGAAUUCUCAGCACCGUUAACUCCGAACGUCAUCCCGGUGGGCGGGUUUACUGCAGGUCCAGCAGGUAACUUAAGCAAGGAGCUGGUGGAUUACAUCGAUAGCGCAGGCGAUCACGGCAUCAUCAUCUUUACACUGGGGACGUACUGUGCCGCCGUUGAUCAAAGCAUCCUCAAAAUCUUCGCAGAUGCCUUUGCAGAAGUCGACCAGAAAAUCAUAUGGCAGAUCGAAGAUACAAUGAAAAGAUCCCUGAACUUUGAUAUACCCGACAAUGUCAAGAUGUUUCCUUGGAUACCACAAAAUAAUCUUUUAGGUCAUUCGAAGACACGACUGAUGAUGUAUCAUGGUGGUAAUAAUGGUCUUCAUGAGGCGUUGUACCAUGGAGUACCCCUGAUAAUGGUUCCAAUUAUUGGUGACCAGCACGACACUGCAACCCGUGUUGUCGAGAGAGGAACUGGACUUCGUAUAACCAGACAAGAACUAAGUAAGCUUCAGGUGGUUGAUUCGCUGAAGGAAGUCCUCUCAAACAACAAAUACAAAGAAAAGGCUUUGCAGUUGUCAUCUAUCUACAGACAUCGUCCACAGACUGCAACAGAACGAGCAGCAUUCUGGAUUGAGCACGUGAUUCAGUUUGGCGGCCAAUACAUGAAAUCACCUGUACCUAAUAUCAGCUUGUUCAAACUUUACCUCAUCGAUAUCAUCCUAUUCCUUGCUCUGAUCGGUGGAAUGUUUUUCUACGUCAUCUACAGAGUUGCUCGAGUGCUCUUUGCUCUUCUGUGGAACACUAAUUUUGAAGUGAAAUAUAAACGAUCUUGAUGCUUGUCGGUCAUGUUGGUGGGUCUAUAAUAAUACGCACAUCUUUGUGCAUGUGGGUGUAAGCUUGAGAAUUUUGGGGUAAUACUGCACCUUUUCCAUUCAUUAUUGUUUUACUAUCUUCAAAAUUACUUCUUUUCAUUCAUGUCCCUUCCAAGGCUUCUGGUCUUUGAUCAACGUAUCAGAGGUUGAGGCUAAUGCCCCUUUGGACAAUAAAUCUAUCAGUGUAGUGCAUUAAAGCACAAUGACCACUUUCUUCCUUACCCCUCUCCUCUCUUUUCUCCCUCUCUCUCUCUCUUGUAUCCUUGUUUUUAGAAAUACACUAGUGUUAUACUGUUAUUAUGGGAUGGAUGCAGUGAAAACCAAAGAAAUCAUUAUGGGAUAUCAGGGUUUGGGCAUGGUCCUCAUGCUUUUUGGUAGUCAUUGGCAGUUUUUUUUUUUUAGUUUGGGAAGGAGACAUAUCAAAAUGUAGUGCUCUAUUGUUUUUUAGCUUCGUCUGUUCAAAUGGCGGUGGAGGAGAGAGCGGUGGCCAUUGCAAUGGGCAAGUACAUUAUAAUGUAGAUGUGGCUUAAGGCUAGGGACGAUAGGGUAUAAUAUUAAGUUGAUAUUUAGUUAAACAAUUUAAUAAAAUGAUGAUAAUUUAAACAUU